CCAACAACAAUCAGGCAAAAUCAGUCAAAAAUUUUAGUAUUUUUAUAGCUUUAUUUAAUUUGUUGCUAAACUAAAAAUAAAAAGUAUAUAAUUUCGCACUAAAUGUGUGUAACAUAUCAUUGUGCAAUAAAAUGUUUUAAAUAAGUUAACAAAGUCAAUCCAUAAAACCCCAUAGAAGAUGUGUCAACAACAAAAACCCCUUAGCGUCUGCUAAUUAAAUUAAUGCUGACAUAAUAAUGUGACUAUUUGUAUACAAUGAUGUGGAUAAAUGAAUUUAUGACAGCAGACCGACCAGUGGUAAACAACAAUACAAGGGAACACAAAUGGCCUGAAAUCGCAAGAACAGAAAUGCAGUUUUAAUAAAAGCAUUUUAUUUUUUGCUUCUAACAAAAAAAAACACACACUUAAACAACAGCAACAACAUAAAAUGCCUUCUAUGCGUUUUGCUAAUAGAUUAGUUACAAGAACCCUUUUGCUUCUUACGUUAUUAUUAGGCGCUUAUAAUGAAAUUUUCAUUUAUUACUUUAAUCGAACUUCUUGGCAAGAAAUCAAUUGCAAAUUGGAUAACUGCACUCGUAUGCUUUUAAUAGCAGACCCACAGCUGCUGGGCUUAACUUAUGAUAAAUCAUUUUACAGUGGGGUGGCCAGAUACGAUUCUGACAGAUAUUUACAAAAAACUUUUCAACAAGCAUUGACCUUUACCAAACCCCAUAUUAUCUGUUUCUUGGGUGAUCUCUUGGAUGAAGGUAAUGUGGCAUCUCCCGAUGAAUUCCAAAGUUAUGUGCAACGUUUUCGCAGUAUUUAUAAAACUCACGAAGAUAUAAGAUUUAAAAUGCUUUCACCUUUCAAUCAGCUUAUACAUAUACCGGGAGACAAUGAUAUUGGCGGUGAGAAUGGUGAAUAUAUAUCGAAUCUCAAUAUACACCGCUUUGAAGAGGCCUUUACACAACGCGAUAUAUUCGACUAUAAUCUAUUGCGUUUCUUUAAAAUAAAUCGCAUGAUGCUGGAUUUUACAAAUCCCGAUAGACUUAAUAAUAAACAAAAGCUACGCAUUGGUCUAUCACAUGCACCUAUACUUAUUGGUGGCGGACCGUUAUUAAGAGCCAUAUUAACGGAAUUAGAUCCGCAUAUUAUAUUUUCCGGCCAUUGGCAUGAAUCUCGUAUAUUUAUACAUCCCUCCACAAAGGUAAUUAGUUUUUAUGAACCUACCGUCAAGCAUUUCAAUUUAAAGCAAAUGAAGGAACAACAACACAGUUAUUUGGAAAUAAUGGUGCCGACUUCAUCAUAUCGCAUGGGUAAAACAAAUAUAGGCAUGGGUUAUGCCGUAUUAGAAAAUUAUGAUCUCAGUUAUACUGUAUUAUGGCUACCAAAUCGUUUUAUAUCUUUAUUAGUCUAUGUGUUUUGGUUACUCUUCGUUUUUUGCAUGAUACUUACAUUUCGCAUGAUGACUCGUUGUCCGUUUCGUAAAAUCUCAAAACGUCAAACUCAAUAUCAACUCGUUAACAAUAGUACACCUGAAUAUUAAUAAAAAAAUCUCUAUAUAUAUACAUAUAUACAAGUAGUAUAUAAAUAUUUAUUAUUCCAAUAAUUUUUAAGUAUGUACUUAUUAUAUUAUACAAAUACAUAUUGUUAUGUGUAUGUAACGAAUUUAUUAACAAUUUGACUAGACUUUAAACAAUCAUAUAUAAAAAUAACAUUAGUUCCAACGACUUAACAAUAUCUAUAAUUAUUUAUUUAUUUAAUAUUUAUUAAAGAAAAAUGUGUUAAACAAAAUACUAUUUCUAGAAAAGACAAGUAGUUAAUUGUUUAUUUAAUAAAAAAAAAAUAUAACCAAUUUACACCAUAAA
This is a messenger RNA of Calliphora vicina (urban bluebottle blowfly), 1847 nucleotides long. RefSeq names its product Metallophosphoesterase (gene Mppe). The transcript has 6 exons. Lineage: Eukaryota; Metazoa; Arthropoda; Insecta; Diptera; Calliphoridae. Gene Ontology annotation, biological process: GPI anchor biosynthetic process. Gene Ontology annotation, cellular component: endoplasmic reticulum. The record is from RefSeq and is a predicted model, not a curated record. The coding region runs from base 428 to 1525 and encodes 365 amino acids. Gene Ontology annotation, molecular function: hydrolase activity.